This is a messenger RNA of Erpetoichthys calabaricus (reedfish), 9204 nucleotides long. Its product is annotated as TGF-beta receptor type-1-like. Gene Ontology annotation, molecular function: ATP binding; transforming growth factor beta receptor activity, type I; activin binding. Bases 84 to 1577 code for a protein of 497 amino acids. Gene Ontology annotation, biological process: activin receptor signaling pathway; heart development; cellular response to growth factor stimulus. Gene Ontology annotation, cellular component: activin receptor complex; plasma membrane. The transcript has 9 exons. Lineage: Eukaryota; Metazoa; Chordata; Cladistia; Polypteriformes; Polypteridae. The record is from RefSeq and is a predicted model, not a curated record.
GUAUUCCCAGAGCCACGCUAGAAGUUGUGUGUGCGCCAAGGGGAGAGUCAGACGGGUAGUCUGGAGUUAAGUGGUAAACAAGGAUGGGGGUGUGGGCUUGGACUGUACCGUUAUUAGCCCUGCUAUACGGGGCCUGUUUGCCGUGGACAACAGGUUUGCAGUGCAUUUGUCACCAUUGUGUUAAAGAAAAUUUCACCUGUGAAACAGAUGGAGUUUGUUAUGUUUUCAAACCUACAGUUGAUUCCCCAGUGGCAACCAAUUGCCUGUUUGCUGUUGAUUUGAUUCCUGCAGAUCGACCAUUCAUUUGUGCUCAAUCCAUGAAAGCGGGAGUUAAAACUUUAUCUAAAUGCUGCAGCACAGACUUUUGCAAUACACCAGCUCUUCUUGAACUCCCAGUCUCCACUCCAGAUCCUAGUGCAAAUAACCUGGGACCAGUAGCCCUGGCUGCAGUAAUUGCAGUACCAGUUUGUGUUGUAUGUAUUCUGCUGAUGAUGGUAAUGUACAUCUGCCAUAGCCGUUCAGUCAUUCAUCACCGUGUUCCUAAUGAAGAGGACCCUACACUAAAUCGCCCUUUUAUAUCCGAGAGUACUACCCUGAAAGAUUUAAUUUAUGAUAUGACCACUUCAGGAUCAGGAUCAGGUCUCCCCCUGUUAGUUCAAAGAACAAUAGCAAGAACAAUUAUAUUACAGGAGAGCAUUGGAAAAGGACGUUUUGGUGAAGUUUGGCGAGGCAAAUGGAGGGGAGAAGAAGUUGCUGUCAAAAUCUUUUCUUCUCGUGAAGAACGUUCUUGGUUUCGUGAAGCAGAGAUUUACCAGACAGUAAUGCUGCGUCAUGAAAACAUCCUGGGUUUCAUUGCCGCAGAUAAUAAAGACAAUGGAACUUGGACUCAGCUCUGGCUUGUAUCAGAUUAUCAUGAACACGGAUCUCUUUUUGAUUACUUAAAUAGGUAUACUGUUACUGUUGAGGGGAUGAUUAAACUGUCCCUUUCAACAGCUAGUGGAUUAGCCCAUCUUCAUAUGGAGAUUGUAGGAACUCAGGGCAAACCUGCCAUUGCCCACAGAGAUUUGAAGUCAAAGAACAUUUUAGUGAAAAAGAAUGGUACAUGCUGUAUAGCUGAUCUAGGCUUGGCAGUAAGGCACGACUCGGCAACAGACACAAUUGAUAUUGCUCCCAAUCACAGAGUAGGAACAAAAAGGUAUAUGGCUCCAGAAGUCUUGGAUGAUUCUAUAAAUAUGAAACAUUUUGAAUCUUUUAAAAGAGCUGACAUUUAUGCCAUGGGUUUGGUUUUCUGGGAAAUUGCACGAAGGUGUUCUAUAGGGGGCAUUCACGAAGAUUAUCAGCUGCCGUAUUAUGACCUGGUUCCUUCAGAUCCAUCUGUAGAAGAAAUGAGGAAGGUUGUGUGUGAACAGAAACUCAGGCCUAAUAUUCCUAAUCGAUGGCAGAGCUGUGAGGCCUUGCGUGUAAUGGCAAAGAUCAUGCGUGAAUGUUGGUAUGCCAGUGGUGCAGCCAGACUAACAGCACUGCGAAUCAAGAAGACGUUAUCUCAGCUCAGUCAGCAAGAGGGCAUAAAAAUGUAAACACAAUUCAACAACUUAUCCAUUCGGUGCUUGAAGGGUUCAGCUGAUUGGUUUUGUUUGGUCAAUGAAGAGGAGCAUUAAAAUGAAGACGCCUUUUAAUUUCAACUCCUGGGUUGCAGUAUUUGAGUACUCUGAAAGGGAUACUUGUUCUACCUCACUGAGGGAACAGAAGCUGGAUCUUGUUGCCUUUCAUAUUAUAUAGGAUCACAAAAGAAAGAUGCUAAACUAUUGGAUCCUUUCUGUGCACUAUGAACACCUCCUUACCCAGGACAUCUUACAGACAUUGAUGUAGUUAGCUUUAUUUUUUAACAAUAUUUAGAACAAUUGAGGGGGUGGGGGUGGGGGUUGGUCUGGUGGGUAUGUGUGUGAGGGGAGGAGGGGCUUGGUGAGUCACGAGGCCAGUGAAUUGAUUAUAUUUGCUGGUCUUAACGUUCUACAUAUUAGUGCUUAAAUUAAGGUGGUUUUAUUAGCAAUGCGUGCUAGUAUGGUCAAAUUUCAAUUCAGUGUUAAUCAUGGAAGAACUUAUUUGUUGUCUUGUAUCAUGUUUCCACUGUUGAGUUGACCAGAGAAAGUAAAUUCCACCUUUGGUAAAUCAUUACCCUGUACCAUUGCUGGUAAUAUGCAGGGUUUACAGAGGGGUUGAGAACAUAGAAGGAUUUUGUUUGAAGUUUGCAAGGAAGCACCUUAUAUAGUGUAUAUGAGUUACACUGCCAACAUUCCCACUGAUGUCUUUGGAGCCUUAAUUAACAGCAUUAAAUGUGAACCAGAAUUUUAGAAUGACACAUUAUAUCAUUUAUUUUAAAUUGUUUCUAGAUCUCUAUCUCAGCAUUAAGUAUGAUUAUGUGACACAAGUAAUUUGAGACUUUUUUCAUGGACGUUUUUGUAUGUUUGACAUUGUUCAGUCCCCAUUAGUAUCUCCAUUCUCCAUAAAAACAUGAGAUAAGCAAUUUUUCUUGGCCAUACUUACACAUAAAUUAAGUAUGCAAAAACAUUACACACUAUUUAUAUUUUCAUCCUAAUAACUUUGCAUGUGAUUAUGCAAAUAGAUUAUGCAAUAGAUUUGUUGUAAAAAUUCUAUCUCAAGACAUAUUUUCUAGGAAGUUCACACUGUUUCUGUGGUUGCGUUUUACUCUAAAGACAAGAUACUUUAAAAGAAAGAUGACCUGUAUAUCAUGCAUUACUUUAUGAAACUCUUAAUAUAAAAUCAUGCUUUAAAAGUAUUUAGUGUUACUGACACAUCUGUUAUUAUCUGGAUCUUUUAAAUAAAGGGGUUAACAAAUGAUUAGCAUCCUAAAAGUGAAUAUGUGCAUUGAUUUUACUCCGAUCUUUUAGAGUUUUCUGUUACUGCUAGAACUAUAUUUUUUCUAUAUACCAUGCAAGCUAUAUAAAUAUUACAUUUUUCCAAAAUAUUCAGACUCUGGCCCAUUGUACUAUGUAGUGUAGUAGUGUCUUUGCAGUUUAUUGAACAUUUUGAGUUAGAAGUAAUAUAUUGUACUCUGUAUACACAUGGAAAUGGAACUGUAUAGUUGUGCAACAGACAAAAUUCAUUCACAAAACUAUCCCUUUUUAAUAUUAUAAAUGUUUUUCAGCCCACAUAUUCCAACAGUAACCUAUCUGCAACUUUAGCCUCCAAAUAUAUUGCAUAGAUGAUAAUAAAAUGUCAGUUCUUAAUGGUAAAUAUUAACAAGCAGUAUUAGUCAUUAACACUCCAAAGUACUACAUUAUUAUGUAAUGUUGAUAAAAAAGAUCUAAGCUCAACUUUAAAGUGAUUUAAAGUUUGUGUUAUUGCACAGUGUGCUUGACAUGCUCUUGAACAGACGGACCUUCCUGUUUCUUUAAUGAGAUGCAAGUAGAGGCAAUAGAUAAAAGUGAAAUUCUGAAUUUGGCAAGCUUAUUCAUUAUAACCCCUAAAUCCAAUAUUUUACACCAUAGGUUUUAUUAGAUGAAAAUUAAGCGCUAUACAGUAAUCCCUCACCUAUCGCGGGGGUUACGUUCCAGAGCCCCCCACGAUAGGUGAAAAUCCGCGAAGUAGCGACAUAUAUUUAUUUUAUUAUUUAUACAUAUUUUAAGGCUUUAUAAACCCUUCCCACAGUCUUAUAAACCUUUGUCACUCUCUUAUUAACAUUUCCCACACUCUUAUAAACACUUCCUAUGCUCUUAAACACUUUCUACAUUCUUAAACACCGCAGACCAACACUGCACGCAGCGAUCAGACGUCGAUGUGUCUGCACUUGCUUUGUGAAGGGGGGCAGCUGAACUCACGCUGAGCAGAAAUGGACUUUGUGCUGCUUCUGCCAAAAUGCCUGCUUGUCGCUCUGCGCGUUCGGAAGGAUGAGGAGGAGUUGGGGUGUGUGAGGGCUGAACACACGUUCGCUCAAACCCCCCUGCCCGGAGGCACAGUACACUCCUGCCACUUCGCAUUGUCAAGGGGGUGGGGAGCUGAAUGAACGCUAAGGAGAAGUGGACUUUGUGCUGCUUGUCGCUCUGCCUGUCAAUAAUUUAAAAGCCUGUACAUCACCAAUUUUCCUGUCUCACUGUCUUGUCUUGCGUGAAGUUAAAAUGUUUUAUAAUAGUGAGAUGUUACUCAUAUCCUUAGCCCGGCAUCCACAUAUCAUAUGUGUUAACAAAGUGUGUUUUAUAAGUUUACAUGUGUUUAAAGCAUGUGGGAUGGGUAUUUUAAGGCUUAAACUAUAAAAAUGUUUAUUUAUAUGGUCUUUCUAUAUCGCGGAUUUUCUCCUGUUGCUGAUGGGUCUGGAACAUAACUUCCGCGAUAGGCGGGCAAUCACUUCUAUUUAAAAACCCGCGAAGUCGUGAAUCCGCGAAAAGUGAACCGCGAAGUAGCAAGGGAUUACUGUAUUUUUUUUUUUUUUUUUUAAUAAUUUAUACACAGCAGGGUUUUUGUAGUAACCCAUUCUUGCCCAUUUUAGUGUAUUUGAGGCCCAUUCAUUGACUAUUGUCAUUGGCAGGGCAUGUUUAUGUGCUCCCUUGGCCACUGUUUGUCAUAAAGCAGAAUGGGGAUUAGGGUAUGGCUCCCCCUUGGUGGAUUGCCAUUGAACCAUAGAGUGGGAGGGUGUUGGAUUGAUUAUGGAUUGAGAAAAGUCUUCAGAGGAAUAUUGAUUGCUUAAUCAAACCACAGUAACCUACCGCAACUUCAUGUUAAAUAUAACAGCGACUUGCAACAUACUGGAGGCAACCUGUAACCCAAACUUUAAGAAAUCAGUAAAACAAACAAAAAAAGAAAAACUGAGAAAACAAUAAUCUACAAUUUUAAUGAUACAAGAAAAAAAUAUAAAACUGGGGUUAACUGUUUCUUUAAAGUAAUGGGGACAUUUACUAAAUCCAGGACUCUGGAGCGUUUAAAGUGGCAACACUGUUCACUCGGCCACACUGAUGCCCUACUAUUAAAAAAUAAAAGUAAAUUUCAGGUAAUUAAAUAUACUUACACCUUUCAUUUCAUUAGAGUUUCAACUCCUGAUCAGGGUAGCAAUCUCUUAUCCAACGUCUGGAACAUUCAUUGCUUUAUUUGUAAUUCUCAACAGAAAAAAGUUCAGAGCAGAAUGUGUCCAGUAUCGUUGUAAUACUGGAGACAAAAAAAGGGCAGAAAGAAAGCAAAAUGCUACUAUCAUCGCAAACUUCUCCAUUGGCCCAAAGCACUUCUCUAUUAGUUCUGUAGGUUUUGUUUUAAAGAAAGUCCUAAUCCGAUAUUAUCUAAGCAAAUUUGUUUCUCUUUAUUGCCCUCCAGCUUGGUUAAUAUUUUUGUCAUGAGAGAAUCGCAAAGAGAGUUUUCCAGUAUUGGGAAAUUUAACUUUUUAGAGUCAAGCAAUACUAUUUUUUUUAAGGUAUGUUAUUUUAAGUGAUUUCAUCUCAAUUAAUUGCUUGUCAUUAUGGUUUUUUUUUUUCCAACAAAUUCCUACCACUCCUUCUGAAGUAAAUUAGUUAAUUAAAAAUAUUGUUUGAGUGAGAUGAAUUGAACCUGCAUAAUCCUUUCACUAGUCCCAGAAAACUGCCUAAAGAAGUGCUUACAUGAUCUGGAGAAAUCUAGAUUCUUUGUAUCUUCUUGUAUUGCUGUUUGGUAUAUGCAGUUUCUCUAAUGUCAGGCAGUCCUUCCAUGAGUUCCCUAGAUUCCUUUUGGAAAGUUGUGUGGAGUUAAAUAUAUGAAAAGUUAUUCUCUACUUUAAUUUUUCUCUUUAGACUUGUAUUCCUUUAUUAUCUUGAAACCAUACCAUAGCAAACAGUAAGCUGAAAACCUAUGCAUAGGUAAAGGCCUAAAUUAAAAUUAGCAAAUGACAGCAGAUUUAGAAAUUGUAUACAAGUAAAUCUAGCUUUCCUGCAGUUCUUGGAAAUAUGUUUAAGAGUCAUUGCAUAAAGGUAAUGUGUUUAUAAGGUUAUUUUUACAUUAUGUCUCCAAAGUAAAUACUUUCUUUUUAACAAAUGUGAAUAUUAUAAAAGAAUGUGAAACUCUCUACACUCUAAUGGUAAAAUAUUGAGAACACUAGAUUAGACCUUUUAUUUAUUUGGUGAUUGGGAGAAUCAUGCAACAUAUCACUUCAACAGUUGUGAAUUUCGAAAUUUUUACCUUGAUUAAAAUAUUUACAAUUAAUAUAUGCAAAAUUCAUUAAUUGUAUUGAGUGUGCAAAAGAGCUUUGUGUGUGCAAUAUACAUAAGUGAAGUUUUCUGCUUUGUCUCUGGCAAGUAGAAUAUGUUGAGGAUUCUCUCACUAGAAAGUGCGUGUCAGGGAUGUAAAUACCAGUAUGGUGACACAAGCCUAGGAAAAAGAAGGGAGAGUGUGUGUAAAGGCAGGGGCUGGUAGAGGUGGUGAUACUUAAAAUGCAUUCCAUAGGAUGUGUAACACAUGCUUUGGGGUAGCACUUUUUACAUAUUUUAUUAAUUUUGUUUGAUUUCCAUUUCUGCUCCUUGACCCUAUUUUGGUUUUCUCAUGUGUUAUAUCACUGUUACCACUGUCUUGGCAUUUUAUUUUUUAUGUUUAAUUUUUACAGCAAACAGUAAUAAAAAUAUCUUUGUACAGUAUCUCUUGCACAAUGAACAAAAAAAUGAAUGUAAAAUUUGUUUUAUAGCAUGGCAUCAAAGAAUCAUGGACUUUAAUUUUGGGCCCUUCAUUUUUGUCCCACAUCUCAUAAAACAAGCCCAUACAAGAGAUUACUUAUUGUCUUGCAAAACUCACCUCAGCUCAGCUCAACAGUGGAAAUAAAACACUAGAGUGGGUUAUGUAUUGUUGGCAUUAUUAUUUGUGUUUAGGGAGGUAAGAGUGAUUUGAAUGCUUUUUUGGAUUAUAUUGCACCUUUUUUUAAUCUACUUUUUGAUCAGCAUAACUUAUUUCUUAUAAUUUUGAAAAUGAACAUGACCUCAUUCAGUCUUGGCAAACAUGCUUUGACAUAUGCAAUAUAUUGAUAUUUUAUAUAUUAUUACUGCUGUGUUAUUAUACCAUGCCUUCCAAACUUGUUGUAAACCAGAAAGUGCCACUGCUAUUAAAAUUAAUAAAGAAAUGGGGGCUGGGGAAACAAAAGUGUGUACACACAGACAUACACAACAGUGUGUGAUAACCCUAUUCAUUUACAUUUAAGAAAUAUAUAUACAGUAUAAAUAUAUAAAAAGAAAAAAAAUCUUGAGGGUAUAAUUUCUAUAUGUGCACAAAUGAGGACCAUUAUAGUGUUUUUUUGCUGUUUUCAGACAUCUCCCCCUUAUUGUUUAUGUAUUUUCUUGCAGUUGGUCUUUAAUAUAUAAUCCCAGAAACUUUGGUUAUAUACAUAUAUGUUAUAUAGCUAUCAUGGUUGAUUUUGAUUAUCUGUAAAGCUUUGUUUUAUUUUUUUUCAUGUCUUUGCAAUUUAUAUUUGUUUCAGACUGUACAACUUCACCUUUUAAAAUCUCAAUAUCACUGGCUUUCUACUAGAAAACAAGUAUUUAAUGUUGGAAGGAUUCAAGUCCUGUUUUACUUUUAUUUUUAUAAGUUGUCAUAUAUAAAGACACUACUGUUUAUUUUUGUGUGUGCACAUAACUUUUUGUAUAAGCGUGCAUUUUUAAAAUAAAAGGAAAAAAAAUAGCAAAAUAUUUAAAUGUAAGCAAAGGGUGACAUUAAGCCAUAGAUUUUUAAAUAUUUAGUGGCAUCUUUUACUGCAAGAAUGUAAAUUAAGAAAAUAUAUUUAAUGAAUCAUUUUUAAUGAACUACUUUUACUGUUUAUUUCAGCAAGCCUUAAAGGACCAACUGGAGGCUUCUGGUUACAAUUUGUUAAAUCUUAAGUAAUUGAACAUACCAGCUUUGUCAUGAAUAGACUUUAUUUUAGUUCCUUAAUUUCUGCCCAGUGCAUUACUUUAACAAUGUGCUGCUAUAAAAUACCAGUAGUAGUGUUAUUUGUUUGAUUUGUUUACAGGAAAUUCUGUGCAGAGUUUAAGUGCAGGAUUGGUAGAUGGUUUAAGGUGUUUUGAAAUACUUGCCAGACAGGUGCCAUUAAACUCAAAGUUGACAAAACAUUUUUGAAGAGUGCAGUGCCAUUCCUAUGCCAUUAUGCCAUUGUUUUAUCGUUAAAUAAAUAUCUCUUUUUAUGUACAUCAAACUUGAAAAUGCUUAAGAAAUAAGUGUGAAAAUAGUCACACCAUAGUUUAUCAUGUAAUGCAGGCCCAAAGAUUACUGGUAAUAGUAUAUUUAUGACUUUAACACCCCAACUGCAAAUUGCAAGUUUGUUCAAGUUGAUUGGCAUUAAUGUUCUAGCUUAAUAGGUUUUAGAUUUUAUGUUAGAUCUAAUUUAAUGAUUAUAUUUAAUAGUGUGAUUGAAAGAUUAACUUCACCUGCAAGUUUUUGGAUGAUAUUGUUGUGGGAUAUACAUACUGGGUUAUUUUCUCUUCCAGGAUCAAACAAGUUUCAAGGGCAAAAUUAAUAUUACUGUUGGGAAAUUUUCUUUUAAAAAUGUUUAAGUUCCUUGUCAUUUACUGUUACAAGGAUCAUUGGCUAGAGUUUUGUCUUGGAGUUAUAACCAGUAUGUGUAAAAGAACUUUCUCACUGAUGAAAUAGAUGUUUCCAGGGGUUUUAAGUAUAAGACAACAACCAGGUACAGUACGCCUUUUGAAGAGCCUUGGUUUUUACAGCUCAGAACUUUAGUAUCUGAGGUUCUCAGUUGAAACAGGCUACUGGUGAGUUCUCAAACUGAAGGAAAGUAAAGCUUAUGAAAUUUAAAUGGCAGUUUACAAUAGAAAGAUGGUAAAAUCAAAAGAAUACAGUAUCUGAGCAAAAUCUGUUAUUAAUGGUAGACACUUUGGGUAGUGUGUGUAGCAAUGCAAUAAUUACAAGGCCAGCUGUCCUUUUUCAUUACUGGACCUGUUUUGGCUAGACCUAACUUAUGCAUAUUAAUUUUUUUUAUAUCAACCUCAGGUGAUUCUUUCAACUUCAUGUUAACCUGUCUCACCAGCAGCCUUAUUAUUAUUAUUAUUUUUUUUUUUUUUUUUUUAUAAUUGUUACUAUUAAGGAUAAAAUGCAGGUGAAAGCCGUAGGUGAUGAUAAUUAAAUACCCCAGGGUCAAGUUGGUUGCACCAGCAAAUUUAUUCUGCAAAUAAAUUAUUUCAGUGUAAUUAUUAAUGUUGCUAAUUACCCCUUGUUUAAGUAAAAUUUUGAAACAAA